UCAGUGCGUGAGACUAAAAUCCAAAAUGGCGCUGUCCACGAAAUUUUAUGGACUGUCAUCCAAACGAGAACUAUGGCUUCCUUUGUUUACCCAGGUGAGGUUUAGCCGCUACAAACCAACAUACGUUCCUCCCGUAGUGAACAGACAGUCCUACGAAGACGGUUCCCUUCCACUGGACAUCAGCACACCGGUCAAGGCUGCCGUAGGAGACAUCACAUCAGCCUUCACCUAUGACCCUUUGGUCCACAAAUUUGUAAAUGUGAUGAACAAGAAGGGGCAGAAGGAAACUGUUUCUAAGAUCAUGGAGAAGACUUUUGAAAUCAUCAAGUCCAAGCAAGUGGAGAAGUACAACAGGGCAUCCGAGAUGGACAAGUCCAGUCUAGAGACCAGUCCGAGGGUCAUCUUCAUGAAGGCCAUAGAAAACUGCAAGCCUUCCAUGGGUCUGGUCACAAUCAAGCGAGGUGGCAAGAACUAUCAGGUUCCCUCACCUCUGAAGGAUAACAGACAACGGUUUCUAGCCAUGAAAUGGAUUCUGCAAGAGUGUGAGAAGAAACCGCUCAAGAUGCAUAUGCCAGAGAAACUAGCUCAAGAAUUCCUAGAUGCAUUUCAUGAUCAGGGCAAUGUAGUGAAAAGGAAACACGAUCUUCACAGACAGUGCGAGGCCAAUAGAGCGUACGCUCACUUCAGAUGGUGGUGAUGAACAUUUUCACAAUUGUGAAAAAACAAACUUAUUGACAGUUCUAGAAAUUUACAGUUCGUGUAAAAAUGGACCUCAAAAGGACUGCAAUACUACCCGGUAUAUGCAAUCUUCAAGAGGAUGAUACUGGAAAGCAGUGUAGUUUCAAACAGACUGGAUUUUUUGAGGAUCAUUGGAAAGCUGGACAAGGAACUGUUGUUUCAGUGUCGGAGGUGUCCUGAAGUUGUCUGCAUGCAGAAUUCAACUUGCAUUGAAAGCUACCAGUGGAGAUUGAUAUGUAUGGAUCUGUUGAAGAAUAUUGAUACAAGGCGUCUUUGUUUUGCGAGGAUUGAUCAUUGUAUGGAAAGCAUCGACAUAAUUAUAUUAAAUGGUAUACUUCUGUGAUUGUCGUUAUCAACCGCCUUUGAACUUUGCAAGGUAGACCCAAAAUGUUGACCAAUAACUUACCAAUGAUGAAGAUAAUAGGAUCACUCUAAUGGUGGAAUAAUUGUCUG
Strongylocentrotus purpuratus (purple sea urchin) is the source of this 1191-nucleotide messenger RNA. RefSeq names its product 28S ribosomal protein S7, mitochondrial (gene mrps7). NCBI's taxonomy places the organism in Eukaryota, Metazoa, Echinodermata, Echinoidea, Camarodonta, Strongylocentrotidae. Gene Ontology annotation, molecular function: mRNA binding; structural constituent of ribosome; rRNA binding. The record is from RefSeq and is a predicted model, not a curated record. Gene Ontology annotation, cellular component: ribosome. The transcript has 6 exons. Gene Ontology annotation, biological process: ribosomal small subunit assembly; translation. The coding region runs from base 26 to 697 and encodes 223 amino acids.